This is a messenger RNA of Pyricularia grisea, 750 nucleotides long. RefSeq lists its product as uncharacterized. The transcript has 2 exons. The record is from RefSeq and is a predicted model, not a curated record. The annotation marks the transcript as partial. Lineage: Eukaryota; Fungi; Ascomycota; Sordariomycetes; Magnaporthales; Pyriculariaceae.
GUCGCGUAGGUGAGUAGGUACCUAAUCUAGGUUAUCUUACACAGAAAUGUCAAAACACAAUAGAUUGUUUGUUUUCUGCAAGCAUCACAAUAUCUUCCAUUUCCGUUAGAUCACCAACAUUUUCUGACCAGGACUUUCUUUGUCGACCAUGUCUUUGCACAAUCUCAUAGACGAGUUUGCCCUCAUUAGUGCAAGCCCGGAUGGAUGUCAAUCAACAGAUCCAUCGUGUGUAGCAGCUGUCUUCUCACAAUCGUCGUCACCCUUGAUCCUUAAGACCUGGUAGUACCGCAACAGCUUCACCCCUUAAACCGUUCCAGCUUCUACGGGUCAAAUUGAGAGAUGACUCGGCUCUGCAGCCAAGAUCCCAUGGUCCAGUGCGGUGAGAAGUGGUGACUCAAAUUCCUGUGGAAUGACGGCAAGGCCACCCUCGGGUCCAUGUCGGGCGCCAUCGAGGGAAUGACCACGGCCGCGACGAACCUGAUGCGCGUCACAAACGAAGACCCUCUCGAGAACCGGACCGCCGACCCCUUUUCCGUCUCCGUUAGGGGCAUCACCUGGAAGAACGAGUUGUGCAUCCGCCUUGACUGGCCCUGGGCUGACGAUGAGAAUAUCGCGUUGCGUGCUAGCUGCGACAGAGGUAAGCGGGAAGAAGGGGAAAAGGAACGAGACGAAAGUAUGGACUUGUUCGAUUUAAAAGGUAUAGAUGUUAAGAUCAAUAAGAUCACAAUGGUGUUCAAAAGGUUGUCCAGC